Trichophyton verrucosum HKI 0517 is the source of this 7083-nucleotide messenger RNA. RefSeq lists its product as uncharacterized. The record is from RefSeq and is a predicted model, not a curated record. Bases 1 to 7083 code for a protein of 2360 amino acids. The transcript has 2 exons. Lineage: Eukaryota; Fungi; Ascomycota; Eurotiomycetes; Onygenales; Arthrodermataceae.
AUGCAACCAAACGAUAAGGAAGAGAAUCGAGACCGAGAGCUGGUCCUCAGACAUCAUCACACUCCCUCUGAGUCCCGGAGCCUAAUUCCAAUGUGGGAUAGUGCGGACCCGAAAAGAGCUCCUCCUCCCCUACCUCUCAACCCAGGUGGCCCUAAUAGCCCCGUUACUCGAUCAAAUGCAUCGGCUACAGUACAAGCAGCAGCUGCUGCACUCGCGGAAAAAAGCCAGGAAACAACUCCGAGCUCAUAUACCGUCAAUCCUAUGCCAUUGAAGCCCACGUCCCCAGAAAAGUCUUUAAUAAAGGGACAAUAUCAUAAACGGAUGCAGUCACUGCAGAAUGCGACAAAUAACAACGAAUUUGCGUCUUACCUUGAGCGCCGCUCCUCUCCUGAGAAAUAUAGACGCAAUAGUGUGUUUGAUCGGGAUGACAGAAGUGCUGACACGACCCCUACUCGAGGAGGAGCAGCUGAUACCACUACUCCAAAUCAUGAUUCGCCAACGCAGGCGCGAAUUUCGAAUCGGUACCUUAACAAGCCUAUUCUCGGAGAAAAUACACCCCCAUCUGCUACGAUGCUGGCAUUGCGCGAUAUGCAGAUUCCAAUGGACUUGGCCAUGCCCGCCGAGACCCCAAGCAAACCCGAGAAACCGACAAAAAUGCCGGAAAGUUUUGAUGCUCUAUCAGCUCAGAUUGUCAGCCUGACUAAAAUUGCUACGUCCCUGCAGCAAGAAAUGAGUCAAUUGAGUCGCCGAAGUAAAGACAAUGCCACAGACUUAAUUAGCCUCAAAGCUGCAACAAACGCCAGGGAUGAAGAUAUCCGAAAGAGCCUCAAAGAUCUAACUGCCAAUCUUUCUUCCAAAAUCUUCGACCCAGACCCACACACAACUACUCCCCGAGGAACUCCUUAUAUACACCCUGCAACUGGAGGCUUUAUGCUUGGUGACAGUAAACCCCAUGAAUCAUCUCCAAGCUCACGCAAAAGUUUCUCAGGUGCUAGAAUGUCGAGCCCGGGUAGCUUUGCAGCAGCUUUGGAAAGAGAUCUCGCAGCCUCCCCAGGCCCUAUCUCUGACGGCUCUGCGAGCAUCGCGCUCUUAGAGAAGGUGUUACGGGAAAUGGCUACAAAGGAAGGGCAGGAGAAACUCUUGACACUUAUGGAGGAUGUACAAGCCCGUCCCACCGAAAAAGACAAUACCAUGACUAUGAUGCUUUCGGAGAUCCUCAAUCUUGUGAAGGAGAACUCCGGAAGCCGGGCAUUGGUCCGUUCAAGAGGGGAUAUGGGAAACCAACUCUUCGGUGACAAACCUCAGACCCCUGAUUUUGGUCAAGGCACUCGAUCCGGUCCAAUGGGCUUGAGCGCAUCCCCAACUCCAAUUCGCAGCAACUCCGAUUCCAACAUCAAUGCAUCCUUACAGCCAUCUAAUCCUUUGGCGGAUGAUUUGAUGGCUAUGCUUAAGCGUGUCAAGCAGAGCGUUACGGAAGGCGGUGGCAUAACUAGUGAAGUCAAAGCACUUGUUCGCGAACUCCGUGGUGAGGUAUUAGGCAUGGGCCGAGACAUUGCACGUAAACUUGAAGAGGCCCAGAAAACCAAGUCAAUCGAUAGUCAGGUGCCUUCAGGGCCUGGAAAGGAAGAAAUUGAGCAAAUUGUCACUGGUGCUUUGGUUGAUUUACGACAACAGAUGGACCAUAUUAUCGAAGAGAAUGCGCGAAACACUGCAUCUACAGCUAUAACACGUCCAAUUCCUGAUAGCCAAGAGAUAUAUGCUGUGGUUAAAAGGGCUCUUCAUGAAAUCCCUCUUCCUCAGCCACAACUUCCUCCUCCCCAAGACCUUGAGCCCGGCCUCCAAAGAGACGAAAUUCUGGAGACUGUCAGGGAAGCCUGGGAAACAUAUAAGCCAGAGAUUGAGCUUCAGAAUUUCGGACUUGAAAGAGACGAGAUCCUAGAAUGCCUGUCUGAAGGAUUGAAAGGGUACCAACCACAAGAAGAACCCAUUGAUCCAGAUGUAGUCUAUCAACAGGUUCUCGAUGCUGUUCAUACCGAGUUACAGAGUUUUGAACCUCCUCGGAUUGAGCCUGACAUUUCGAGCAUCCGCGAGGCUGUUGUUAGUGCGGUUCAGGAGUCACUGAAAGGCAUCGAGUGGCCAGCUCCACAGGCGGUUGAGAAGGAGGACACUCUUAAACGAGACGAUGUGUUGAGUGCAGUUCAGGAGGGCCUCACAUCCCAGGAGACUUUGAAGCGUGAUGAUGUCUUUGCAGCUGUACAAGAAGGGCUAUCCCACCAGGAGAUACUCAAACGAGACGACGUCGUUAGUGCCAUGCAAGAAGGAUUUGCUUUCCAGGAGCCACUCAAGAAAGACGAUGUUUUCGGUGCUGUCCAGGAAGGUUUGUCAUCUUUACCAGAACCUCUCAAAAAGGAAGAUGUUUUGAGUGCACUACAAGAAGUGCUCGCGAAUCAGGAGCCCAUCAAAAAGGAUGAUGUAUUGAGUGCUGUUGUGGAGGGAUUGGCCGCCCAAGAACCGAUUAAACGUGAUGAUAUCUUAAGCGCCGUUCAAGAAGGGCUUGCGAAUCAAGAGGUGCAACCGAGAGAAAUCGAAAUUAAUCGUGAUGAUAUAUUCGAUGCACUGAGACUCAGUCUUGAGGAUGCAUCUGGGGCACUGACUAGCAACCUCGGCGAACAGCUCAUUGAACACCUGCAUGGCAUGAUCCUAGAGAUGAAGGAUGAAUUCAAGGAGUAUUCCGCUGCAAAUGGCAGAGACACAGAGCAAGUUCUUGAUGCAACUAAAGAUGGACUUGAGGUUCUUCGUGGCCAAAUCGAAUCCUACAUUGACCGUACGGCAGGAGCGAAUGGCAAGGAUGAAAUUAUUGAUACUGUCAAGGACGGAUUCCGCCUGCUUCAAUCUGACGUUGAAAAAUGUAUAAGGGAAUCGACUGAGCGGAACCCUUCUGAUACCGUGGAACUACUGGAUGCCAUGGAAAAAGAGUUCGAACACCUUCGUCAGACACUAAGCAGUUUGCUUAUUCGAUCAAAUACCACGUCUGAUAAGGAUGAGAUCCUGGAUGCUAUCCGAGAGAUCAGCGACAGUGAUGCCCUGAAGAAAAACACUAGUAAUUCGGAGGAUAAGGACGAAAUCCUCAAUGCAAUUCGGGGAAUCAGCGAGAGUGAAUCGUUUAAGAACAGUCACUCAGAACUUGCCGAUACCAUAAAGCAGGAGCUUGAGCACUUGCGUCAAACUAUUUCCAUGGCCAUAGUCAAACCUGAAUCUUCACUUGACAAGGAUGAACUCCUUUCUGCCUUCAAAGAGCACCUCCAAGCGGCAUUUGAAGAGCACCAUGAACGCAAGGAUGGGAAUGAAAGCAUCAUAUCAAACACCAAUGAGCUUCUCGAUGCUUUCCAUGAUGGGGUAGAACAAUUGCGAGCCGAAAUGGACAAGCUUCACGACAAACCAAUUGAACCCAGCGUUGAUAAGGAGCUGCUGGAGAACCUUCGCGAUGAAGUUGCUGGGCUCAAGGCAGGCAUGGAUCGCCUAAUUGAGUCCCAGAAGGAGGCAGAAGAAGCAAAUACUGCAAGAGGAGGAGAGAUCAUGCUUGCGGGCGAUGCUUCCAUCGGAGGCGACAUCGAUGGCCUGAAAGCCCUCGUCACCCAGCUUCAAACAAAGGUAGAAGCUAUCGAGGUCAAUCCGGUCGUUCCUGAAAGAGGUGAAGACCCAGACAUGGUAAAGAAGAAUGACUUGGCUGAAGUUCUCAAUGCCAUAAAGGAAGUGCACGGAUCUGUGAACGAAGUCGCCGCCAGCAGCAAUGCGGCUCGGGAGGCCCCAGAAAAGGAGGUCGACCCAGAUGCCGUAAAGAAAGACGACCUUACCAAAGUUCUCGAUGCUAUUAAGGAAGUGCAUGGUUCAGUCAAUGAAGUGGCCGCUAACAAUAGCGCAACCCGCGAAGCACCAGCAGAAAACGUGUCAUCGGCUAGUAAAGAAGAAAUUGAAGCUCUCCAGACCCUCUUGCAGGGAAUGAAGACUCAAUUGGAUGAAAUUACCCCUUCCACGAGUGCAACCUGGGUUACAGCCGAAAAAGUGGAAGCAUUGGAAACAUUGGCCAAGGAGACUAAGGAGACAAUGAGUGUGUUUGCUACUCAUAUCGAUAUUGAAGGGCCAACCAAGGAGGAUAUCAAGAAUCUGGAGGGCAUCAUGAAGGAUGUCUGGGUUGUCGUCGAAGAAAUCAAGACAGCACAGAACCCUGAAAAGGAGGAACCCAAGGAGGACCCCGAAAAGGUAGUGAAGGGAGAUGUAAAGAACCUUGAGACCCUUCUAUUUGAGCUGAAGGCCCAGAUUGAGGAACUUGUUCUGCCGGAUGUCAACACCUUACCUACGAAAGAGGAGAUCACCAACCUUGCUAAUACCGUCAAUGAAUUUAAGGAGAAGAUGGAUGCCGAAAACGAGCUUACGGCCCAGGCAUUCGAAGCACGAAAGGUGGAACAUGGUGGCCUAGCAGAGAAAAUCGAGGAGGCAAAGCUGUUUAUUGUUGAUUUCCGGGAAGAUUUCAAAACCAAGCUCACUGAAAGUGAUGGAACGCUAGGUGAUAUAAAGACGAUCCUCGAAUGUCUUAAUGAUUCUGCUGAGUCAUUCGCGAAAGCUGAUACCAUAAAGGAGCUUUCUGAGCUCGUGAAACGCGAAUCCGAACGAUCACAUGGAGAUCAUGAGGCUACGAAGGUUGAAGCAGCUGAAAGAGGUACAGCCUUGCUGGAAAAGAUCGAGGAGCAUCGAAAUGGCCUGAAGGCAGAUAUUGAGGCCGAGAUCGACAAGAAAUUCCAAGAGGUCAUUACCAAAUAUGAAGAUGCGCAGCUCCUCGUGGACUCCAAAUUUACUGCCGCUGAAGAGCGAGAUGCCCAAGGCCUUGAAGCGCUGACGAGUACUAAAGCCGUCGCUGAAGACCUUAAACUCGUUAUUGGAGGAAUGGGCCAGAGCUUAACAGAAACAUGCGAUAAAAUAAACGACGACGCAAAAACGUUCUUUGGCAGAGUUGAUGAGUCUUUUGAGAGGUUUGACCACUUGCACGAAGAAAUGAAGUCGUUCACUGGGCGAGUUGAUGAGUCCUUCGGCAAGAUAGACAAUGUACGAGAGGACAUGAAAGCCUUUACUCAACGGGUUGAUGACUCUUUUGGCAAGGUAGACAACUUACAUGAAGACAUGAAAGCUUUCUCUGGACGAGUGGAUGAAUCUUUUGGCAAAGUUGACAACCUACAUGAAGAUGUGAAAGCCUUCUCUGGGCGGGUUGAUGAAUCUUUCGGCAAGGUGGAUAACUUGCAUGAGGACCUCAAGGCCUUCACCGGACGGGCUGAUGAGUCCUUUGGCAAGGUCGACAACUUGCAUGAGGAUUUGAAGGCCUUCUCUGGCCGAGUCGAUGAGUCUUUUGGAAAGGUAGACAACCUACACGAGGACGUGAAAGCCUUUUCUGGCAGAGUCGAUGAAUCCUUUGGGAAAGUAGACAACUUACAUGAGGACGUCAAGACGUUCUUUGGCCGGGUUGACGAGUCUUUCGGCAAGGUUGACAAAAUGCAGGAAGACGUUAUGCUACAGAAUGAGGAUAUGAAAGCCCAAUUUGAUAAAGCAGUUGCAGCUACCGACCGCAUCGAAAGUCAGAUUUCCCAAACACACCCUGAGCUCCUUAGCUCCAUUAAGGAAAUUCUCGCUGUUGUUGGCCAGCAUUAUGAGCAUUCUCAACAAUCCAGUAAAGACCUAAAGACGGAUCUUUGCGCCCUGCCCAAUUCCAUCACACCACUUCUACCUGCCCUCCUCCCCCCUCCUCCAGAAGUUAAGGAACCUCAAUUUGAAAAAUACGAUGAUACCUUGAUGCACGAAAAACUUGACACUAUCAUUUCCCAUGCCUCUAACAAAGAGAGUUCCGAUGCUCAAAUGGAAAAGUUAAACGCCCUGCAGGAGCAACUCAAUGCAACUGCCCGCGAAGUUAGUGAGAUGAUGGCAUCCCACUCCAAGAAGACCAUUCAGGAUUACGAGGACAAGAAGGAAGAGGCCAUGGAAGCAGCCCUUGCGCUCGAGAGACGGCUUGCCCAAAAAGAGAGCGUGGAAGCUGAGGUCUCUGCUCUCAAAGAGGAGAAAGAGAGGCUCCUUCAAAGCAUUCGGGAGCUAAGGGAAGAAGAAAGCGAGCUUUCACGAAACAGAAUCAAGCUGGCCAAGGAGGUGGCUGGAAUGGAGACUGCUUUGCGCAUCCGCCAAGAGGAAGUCCACUUAAUGGAAGAUCGUGCGGAAGACCUAGAGAGAAGAAUUGUGGAGGGAGUGUUGGACCAUGCUCGAAGUCAACUCGUAAGCCGUCACUCAGGGUCUGACCGCAUGAGUCUCAAGCGUGUUCCAAGUACGGCCAGUACCACAAAGGGAGGUGGUAUUCUUGGCAGUAGUGUUGGAAUGGCUCUGAAUCGACGCAUGAACAAGCGAACAAAUGGGUCUACGGUGCCAAACGGAAAAAAUGAACGUCGUAUUCUUAGUCUCAGCAACGUUUCUGGCAACCGUGGAAAUCCGGACCGGGGCCCAUAUAGUGGCUCCCACAAUGGCCUAGCCAGCCUGAAGCGCAGCCAUUCAGUCAAGACGAGCCAAGGUUACCGACGACAGUCCUGUGAUACCCGGCUCCUUGGUUCUAACAAGGAAAACGAAUCCGUCCGCGAAGAAGAGGAGAGCAUGAGCGAAGUCGAAAGUGACGCAGGAACUGAAAGAAGAACAAGCUACACAGGUACAUAUGCCGAUAGCGUUUCUUAUAUCACAGGAAGCACAGUAUCCCAAAAUCGCAGUGCAAGUUACUGCUCUACUAACGUGGAUGGUUCAGUUGCAGCAGGAAGUGAGUCGUGGCAAGAGCCCAGCGAAUUGAGCCGAGUCACCAAUGACGAACAGUCUGAGGUAGCUGACAGAGCGGAGACUGAGGAGCAUAGCUCCAGUGAGCUCGAAUCCGAAGAAAGCGAAGACGAGGAAGAAGAUGACGAGGAAGAAGAUGACGAGCCCACCUUGCAUGCCCUAAAGGCAAAGGAAGGUGAUAUGGUGCUCUACCAUCAAACCACCGAUAGCGGUGUAGGUAUGACGACCGAUUAA